GGCGUGUAAUGGUCGUUCGACAGUGCGUGGAGCGCCCACUUUUGCUUUCCACCGGCCGUCGCAACUCGCAUCAUGGUCCGUAUCCUCGCCGCCGCUGCCAUGGCCGCUACCGUCGCCGCCCAGACGACGCCCGCGCCGACGCCGUCGGUGUCCAACCCCGCGUGGACGAUGAAGGCGAUCACGUCGAUCCAGGCGCGCGUCCAGUCGGACCCGGCGACGUGGGAUGAGGCCAACCAGAAGUUUGGCCUCGUCCUCAAGAAGAACACCAACACGUUCCCGGAAAAGUACCGCGCCGCCAUGGACACGGUCAACACGGCGUCGCCCGAGGGCGCGCUCAUGUACGUGCAGACGGAAGGUAUCAACAAGCAGUUUGACGUCGGCUGCGGCCGCAAGACCAACAUGAGCUACAUCUGGUUCAUGAACGUGACCAUUGUCCAGCCGACGUGGGCGAUCGCCGAGACGCAGGACGACAACUCGGUCGUGCCCGAGUACGGUCACUUUGUCGCGAUGGACAACGGCUACUGCACGCCCAAGGACGCCAAGGGGACGCUCUCGCCGUACUGCCUCAACUUUGGCGGCCUCCAGAACACGGCCAACAUUGGCCCGUACAUUGGCGGUGAGACGCGCGGUACGCACGACUAUGGCAGCUACCCGGACAACGUCUGGUUCUCGUUCCCCAACUCGUGCUACACCAAGACCUUCGACCAAAAGGACGACACGUGCCGCAAGGCGCAGAAGGGCGGUCUCUGCCCCAUUGGCACGCAGCCCGAUGGUGUCACGUGCACGUACUCGUACGAAGUGCUCGGUUACCUCUUCAUUGACGACCUCGUCGGCAUCACCAACAUGACGAACUCGCAGACGAACCAGCCGUACAAGAACCGCGUCGAGUUUUGCAAGGACUCCAAGACCGAGUACGACUUCCUCGCCACGGGCACGAAGAAGUCGGACUUGACGUUCUGGAACGACCCGCUCAACAUGACAGCCAACCAGGAGCGCACGCAGAAGAUGCUCGACUUCUACAACAACCUCCUCGACUCGGGCAAGGGCGACGCCAAGAACAUGAAGCCCCUCCCCAAGGCCUCGGACCUCACGAAGCUCAACCCGCCUUGCUACGUCAACAGCCCGCUCUGCGCCAAGGCGACCUUUGGCUGCCGCCGCAAGCUCAUGGCGCAGAUCUGCGAAGUGUGCAAAACGGCGGCGUCCGACUGUGUGGUCAUGCCGGCCAACGCCCCGAACGCUGUCCCGCUCACGCUCAAGAAGCAGUACACUCCGCCUGCCCCGACGGAUGCCAGUGGCAAGACCUUGGCCCCCGGCACUGGUGGCAACGGCAACGGCGGCACCUCCAGCUCUGCCGCCUCGCUCGCACUCUCGGGUGCGGCCCUUGUCGGUGCGGUCGCGAUGAUGAUGUAAACAACUAAACUUUGAUAAUACGUAUUCGUCUUGACCCAAACUGC
Molecule: messenger RNA, 1454 nt
Organism: Saprolegnia diclina VS20
Lineage: Eukaryota; Oomycota; Saprolegniomycetes; Saprolegniales; Saprolegniaceae
Exons: 1
Coding region: 73-1410 (445 amino acids)
Source: RefSeq, a predicted model, not a curated record